Messenger RNA from Capronia epimyces CBS 606.96, 1320 nucleotides. Its product is annotated as cystathionine beta-lyase. Gene Ontology annotation, molecular function: pyridoxal phosphate binding; carbon-sulfur lyase activity. Gene Ontology annotation, cellular component: cytoplasm. Bases 1 to 1320 code for a protein of 439 amino acids. The transcript has a single exon. The record is from RefSeq and is a predicted model, not a curated record. Gene Ontology annotation, biological process: transsulfuration. Lineage: Eukaryota; Fungi; Ascomycota; Eurotiomycetes; Chaetothyriales; Herpotrichiellaceae.
AUGGCCACCAACGGAGUUCACCAGCCCACGGUGGACGCGGACGACGUCGACAAGGUACCUGGGGCGGCGGGCGGUGUCGACGCGCACACGAUCGAAGACUCUCACGCCCUAGACAUCAAGUCACUGUCGGCUGCGACGCAGGCGAUCCACGCCGACGAUCCGCUCAAUGUGGUGGACGACGUGGCGCCGCCGAUCCACGUGAGCACGACGUUCCGCUACAAUCAAGACCCGUCGCAGCUGCGGCCGUGGGCAGAGCGCGGCGAGCCGGCCUUCCAACCGACCGAGCACCUGUACUCGCGACACACGACGCACAGCAGCUCGCGGCUCGAAGCCAUCCUGGGCGUGCUGCUGCACAAUCCGUGCCUGACGUAUUCGUCGGGCCUGUCGGCCUUCAACGCGCUCAUCACCUUCCUCAACCCCAAAAGAGUGGCCAUCGGCGCGGGAUACCACGGCUGCCACGGCGUGCUGGGCCUGCACCAGAAGCUGUCGGGACUGAAGCUCCUGCCGCUGGACUGCAAGCCCGAAGACCUGCACCAGGGCGACCUUUUGCACCUGGAGACCCCGAUCAACCCGACGGGCGAGGCGUUUGAUAUCCAGCACUACGCCGACCUGGCGCAUUCGAAAGGCGCCUACCUCAGCGUCGAUGCUACCUUUGCCCCGCCGCCGCUGCAGGACCCGUUCAAGCAUGGCGCCGACAUCGUCAUGCACUCCGGCACCAAAUACAUUGGGGGACACUCGGACAUGCUGUGUGGCGUUCUGGCGGUCAAGAACAAGGAAUGGAUCCCGAAAAUGGUCGAGGAGCGGUUGUUCCUCGGCUCCGUCAUGGGUGGCUUGGAGGCCUGGCUGGGCGUGAGAAGUGUGCGCACCCUCGAACUGAGAUUGUUGAAGCAAAGCACAGGCGCCCAGAGGCUGGUCGACGCGCUGGACGGCGCUUUGACCGGCAGGACCGUCGGCACGGGACUGUCCCGGGCGGAUGUGGACAUCAUCAAGUCGGUAGUGAGCAAGGUCUACCAUGCCAGCCUGCAGACCGAAGACUACAAGACCUGGUUGAAGAGGCAGAUGCCCAACGGCUUUGGUCCGGUCUUCUCCAUAUCUUUGAAAUCCGCCGACCUGGCCCGCGCCUUGCCCAGCAAACUACACCUGUUCCACCACGCUACAAGUCUGGGCGGAGUGGAGAGCUUGAUUGAAUGGCGGACCAUGUCCGACUCGACGGUGGGAAGGGACCUGUUGAGGAUAAGUGUCGGCAUCGAGGAUGACCGAGACCUCCUGGACGAUCUCAUCCAGGGGUUCAGAGCCAUCAGGCAAGAGAUCAAGGAAUGA